This is a messenger RNA of Rhododendron vialii, 564 nucleotides long. RefSeq names its product ATP synthase subunit epsilon, mitochondrial-like. The coding region runs from base 69 to 278 and encodes 69 amino acids. Gene Ontology annotation, biological process: proton motive force-driven mitochondrial ATP synthesis. The record is from RefSeq and is a predicted model, not a curated record. Gene Ontology annotation, molecular function: proton-transporting ATP synthase activity, rotational mechanism. The transcript is spliced from 3 exons. Lineage: Eukaryota; Viridiplantae; Streptophyta; Magnoliopsida; Ericales; Ericaceae. Gene Ontology annotation, cellular component: mitochondrial inner membrane.
AGAUACACACAACCCAGGUUGCACAGAGCAGGUUUCAACGGGAACGAUAGUGAUCGAAGAAGAGAGAGAUGGCGUCGAACGCGGCGGUGCCGUUUUGGAGAGCUGCGGGGAUGACAUACAUAACGUACUCGAACAUAUGUGCGAACCUGGUGAGGAAUUGCCUCAAAGAUCCUUACAAAUCCGAAGCCCUCAACCGAGAGAAGGUCCAUUUCUCCGUCGCCAAAUGGGCCGACGGAAAGCCCCAGAAACCCACGCUUCGUUCGGACACUCCUGAAUGAUUAAGGCUGGAAGUUGGUGGUUGCCAGUUCUCUGGUUGGGAAAUUUUUUUUGCAUGUGAGGGUUGUUCUGUUUCAUCAAGUUCAGUGGGGUUAUGAUUUGUUUGGUUCUAUAGUGCCUACGCACUUAAGACAAUGCUAAUAUACCAGGUUUUGCAUGAAACUAUUAAACAUGUAAUAAAGCGGCUCCUGAUGCUGUAUAUCUGAUACUGUUAGCAUGUUUGGUGGUAAUGGGGUUUCCAUCUUGUUCAGAAUUAUCAAUGCCAGCCCUCAGAGGGAUUUUUUGCUA